Molecule: messenger RNA, 1189 nt
Organism: Capra hircus (goat)
Lineage: Eukaryota; Metazoa; Chordata; Mammalia; Artiodactyla; Bovidae
Product: olfactory receptor 2J3-like
Exons: 1
Coding region: 1-933 (310 amino acids)
Biological process (GO): G protein-coupled receptor signaling pathway
Cellular component (GO): membrane
Molecular function (GO): olfactory receptor activity; G protein-coupled receptor activity
Source: RefSeq, a predicted model, not a curated record
AUGAAGGAAAAAAAUGCAAGUUCUGGUUACUUUGUUCUACUGGGUUUUUCUAACUGGCCUCAUCUUGAGUUAGUUCUCUUUGUGGUUAUCUUGAUGUUCUACCUGAUGACACUGAUAGGUAACCUGUUCAUCAUUUUCUUGUCAUAUCUGGAUUCCCAUCUCCACACUCCUAUGUACUUCUUCCUCUCAAACCUCUCUUUUCUGGAUCUCUGCUACACCACGAGUUCCAUCCCCCAGUUGCUGAUCAACCUCUGGGGGCCAGAGAAAACCAUCUCUUAUGCUGGUUGCAUGAUCCAACUUUAUUUUGUCCUUGCACUGGGAACUGCUGAAUGUGUGCUGUUGGUGGUGAUGUCCUAUGACCGUUAUGCAGCUGUGUGUAGACCUCUGCAUUACACUGUCCUCAUGCACCCUCGUUUCUGCCAUCUAUUGGCUGUGGCUUCUUGGGUAAGUGGCUUUACCACCUCAGCACUUCAUUCCUCAUUUACAUUCUGGGUACCCCUGUGUGGUCAUCACCAAGUGGACCAUUUCUUCUGUGAAGUUCCAGCAUUGCUUCGACUGUCAUGUGUUGAUACUCAUGCUAAUGAGCUGACCCUCAUGGUCAUGAGCUCCAUUUUUGUGAUCAUACCACUUAUCCUCAUUCUCAGCUCCUAUGGUGCCAUUGCUCAGACUGCGCUGAGGAUGCAGUCAACAACUGGACUUCAGAAAGUCUUUGGGACAUGCGGAGCCCAUCUUAUGGUUGUAUCCCUCUUUUUCAUUCCAAUCAUGUGCAUAUAUCUACAGCCACCAUCAGGAAAUUCUCAAGAUCAAGGCAAGUUCAUCGCCCUUUUUUAUACUGUUGUCACACCUAGCCUUAACCCUCUAAUCUACACCCUCAGAAACAAAGAUGUAAAAGGGGCAGUUAAAAGAUUAAUGCGCUGGGACAGGGAGAUGUGAGAGAUCACCUGUCCAGCAACUUUUGUUCAGAGAGUCUUAUGUAUCUCAGAGGUUUCCUCUGCUCCUUUGAGACGUGAUGGUAUUUUUGGUCUACAACCCACCAAGCAUAGAAGAAAAGUUCUGCCCCCAAAUUUGUUGCUCUUUUUAUUUGUUCAUUCUAAAAUAUUUUCUAAAGAUAACCUUUUUGAUUUGUACAACUUUAAUCUUUAAUUAUUCUAUAUUUAGUGUUCCCAGAAAUUAAGGGCCUGGUUUUAAA